This is a messenger RNA of Prorocentrum cordatum, 1092 nucleotides long. The record is from the annotation of a GenBank genome assembly. Lineage: Eukaryota; Dinophyceae; Prorocentrales; Prorocentraceae.
AUGCGGAGGCAGAUGCGGAGGGUCGAGUGGGCCAUCCUCGGCCUGCUCCGGCUCGUCUGCCCAGCGGUCAGCGUGUCACCUGCCAGGGCUGGCGACGGCAUGGCAGGGUCGCGGCCCACGACCGCGGGAGUACUCGAGGGCGGUCAGCUGUACCGCGCCUUCGUCCUGCGAGCUCCUCGCGUCCGCGACGCUGGCCUGCUCGCGCAGGUUGGCCCUCCGGCGAAGGCGGGCCGCCCUCCGAGCGUGCCGCCGCAGCUCAGAGGAUCUUGUCGGAGUGCUGGCAUACUCAGCAGCGCGUCCUGCAGCUGCGCCAUGUCUGGGCAGAUGGACGGCGGCAGCCUCGAGAUGGCCAUUGCCACCUUCUCGGCGGAGUGCGAGGUGCCCUGCGCGGCCCACGCGGCGCCGGACGCGCGCGCGGACGAGGCGGAGGACCUGGCCCAUGUGCAGCCCCUCGUCGACGAGCUGCGCGGCUUCCUGGAGUCGCUGCAGGGCACGGCGCGGGCAGCGCUGCAGGGGGACUCCGCCAGGGAGGCCCUGCUGGACGCAGCCAGCACGGCGGCCUCCGCGGUUGACGCGGCGGAGCUGCUGCUGGCGGCACCUGGGGCGCGCCGGCGCAGUCCCGAUGGGGAGAUCGGCAUGCCCCUACCAGCUGGGGCCGCCUUACUGCUGGAGCAGCUCGAGGGCUCAUGUCCCUGGACUCAAGAGAUCAAGGAAAUCUUCUGGACCUUUGCGACCUUUGCGGCGGUGUCGAAUUUGCGCUUGAACAUGACCGAGACAAUCGCCAUCCCGCUGUCCGACGUGGACGCCGUCUCCAUGCAGACCGAAAUGCCAAAACUGGUCGAUGCCGCAGCUCACCUUUGGUGCGACCAGCACAUACUUACAGUGGUCACGCUAACGGCGCGACGGGCGGAGAAGCAGGGCGCUUACCUCCGGGCGGCCCGCGUUGCGCUGGUGGGCGACAUCGACGGCCCUCUGAGUCGCUCGCUGGCUGGGAACUGGGCUGUCCAGGCCGUGGCAACGUACGAGGCGAACAACGCGUACACCAUGUUCGUCGCCAGCGUUUUCGUCCGGACGAUCUGCGACCGCACGUAA